Aspergillus bombycis is the source of this 459-nucleotide messenger RNA. Its product is annotated as V-type proton ATPase proteolipid subunit. Gene Ontology annotation, molecular function: proton-transporting ATPase activity, rotational mechanism. Gene Ontology annotation, cellular component: proton-transporting V-type ATPase, V0 domain. The record is from RefSeq and is a predicted model, not a curated record. The transcript is spliced from 8 exons. Gene Ontology annotation, biological process: proton transmembrane transport. Bases 1 to 459 code for a protein of 152 amino acids. NCBI's taxonomy places the organism in Eukaryota, Fungi, Ascomycota, Eurotiomycetes, Eurotiales, Aspergillaceae.
AUGGUGGUGGACAGCGAGUUGGCGCCCAAGUUCGCCCCCUUCUUCUCCUUUGCAGGGAUAGCUGCAGCUAUGAUCUUCGGAUCAAUGGGGGCAGCAUAUGGAACCGCUAAGUCCGGCAUUGGUAUCUCGGGCUCGUUGGUUCCGGUCGUUAUGUCUGGUAUUAUCGCGGUGUACGGCCUUGUCAUCGCAGUCCUCAUCGCACAGGACAUGCAACCACCUCCAUUACAACGGAUGAGCCUAUAUACUGGGUUCAUGCACCUUGCAUCAGGACUGUCGGUUGGCCUCGCAGGCAUGGCUGCCGGAUACACUAUUGGAAUUGUUGGAGAUGCGGGUGUACGUGCGUACCUGCAGCAAUCUCGGGUCUACGUCGGAAUGAUUCUCAUCCUGAUUUUCGGCGAAGUUCUUGGUCUCUAUGGACUUAUCGUGGGCCUGAUCCUGAACUCUAAGAGCCACCCUUAA